Messenger RNA from Contarinia nasturtii (swede midge), 2430 nucleotides. RefSeq names its product maltase 2-like. The coding region runs from base 223 to 1992 and encodes 589 amino acids. Gene Ontology annotation, biological process: carbohydrate metabolic process. Lineage: Eukaryota; Metazoa; Arthropoda; Insecta; Diptera; Cecidomyiidae. The transcript is spliced from 6 exons. The record is from RefSeq and is a predicted model, not a curated record.
CUUGGAACAUCAAUUGGAACACAGACAUUUUCACCGUUAAUUUUGAUUUACAUCGAAAGCAAUAAAAAAUUGUUACUGAAUUAUUUCCAAAAAUCUAAUCGAGUGACAAAAAUUUAAAUUAAUCGAAGAAAUUUUUUGUUCAAACAAUUUAUUGUGAAUUACAAUUAACAAUUUUCAUCGCUCAAGAAAGAUUUAGAGAGUGUGUUUCAUUGAAUAAAUAGAAUGCAGACGUUUCAUUGCAUUUGCAUUGUAUUGUUGUGUGUUGCGGCCAUAAGUGCAUAUCCGCAACCAAAUAAGACAAUCGACUCAAAUUUAGAUUGGUGGAAGAAUGGCGUGUUUUAUCAGAUAUAUCCCCGUUCAUUCAAAGACAGCAAUGGCGACGGUAUUGGGGACAUUCGAGGUAUUAUUCAAGAAUUAGACUACUUGAAAGAUUUGGGCAUUGCGGGCGCUUGGCUUUCACCAAUUUUCAAGAGUCCAAUGGUUGAUUUUGGCUACGACGUCGAAGAUUUCUACGAAAUUGAUCCGAUAUUUGGUACGAUGGCUGAUUUGGAAGAAUUAUUUCGCGAAGCAGCGAAACGAAAUUUGAAAAUAUUUUUGGACUUUGUGCCAAAUCACGUAUCAGAUAGACACGAAUGGUUCAAAAAAUCGGUAAAACGCGAAGGAAAAUAUGAAAACUAUUACAUUUGGGCCGACGGGAAAAACAAUAACACAUCGCCGCCAAACAACUGGGUAUCAAUUUUCUACGGUCCAGCUUGGAAAUACAAUGAAGAACGAAAUCAGUGGUACUAUCAUUGCUUUGCACCCGAACAACCGGAACUAAAUUUACGCAAUGAAGACGUGUUAAAAGACUUAUACGAUGUGCUGAUAUUCUGGCUCGAAAAAGGUGCCAGCGGUUUUCGAAUGGAUGCGCUUAAUUUUCUGAUUGAAUUUGAAGAUUUACGUGACGAACCUCUCUCCGGUUCAACAACCGAUCCAAAUUCAUUUUGGUAUACAACGCACGAAUAUACCUUAAAUUUGCACGAAAACUUCGAUAUUGUUUACAAAUUCCGUGAUGUAGUCGAUAAAUACCAAAAUGAACAUCCAGAAAAAGAGCUUGUUUUAAUGGGCGAGGCGUAUUCAAACGAUACAGAUUUUGUGAAAUUUUAUGGUGGCAGUAAAGGAGAAAAAGGCUUACAAAUUCCAUUUAAUUUUGUGUUAAUUUCUUCAAUGAAAAGAUAUUCAUCGGCUAAGUCUGUCAAAACGGUUAUAGACAAUCGCUUAAAUAUUAUUCCAUCUGGUAAAAUACCCAAUUGGCAAAUGGGUAAUCAUGAUCAUCCACGCAUUGGAUCACGUUAUCCAGAACGUAGAGUCGAUGGAUUUAACGCAUUGGUGCUGACUUUGCCAGGCGUUGCAGUUACUUAUUAUGGAGAAGAGAUCGGAAUGAUCGAUAAUCGAAACAUAUCAUUCAGCGAAACAGCUGACCCACAAGUGACAGUACUUGACCCCACUUCCAACUGGAUGGAACGGUCGCGAGAUCCAGCACGCACACCAUUACAAUGGGAUGCAACGAAGUUUGCUGGUUUCAUGCCGCAGAAUGCAACAGCCAAACCAUGGUUGCCAAUUCAUGUAAAUUAUAAAGAAUUGAAUGUGGCUGCACAAAAAAAAAAUCCACGUAGCACAUUGAAUUUCUACAAGCGCCUAGUUGAACUCCGUAAAGAAGACGCAUUUGCCGCCGGUUCGUUCAACUCGACUGUUUUGAAUGAAAAUGUUUUCGCUUAUGUCAGAGAAUUUGAAGGGAGUGACACUUAUUGGGUUCUCAUCAAUUUCGGUGAUCGUGCAGAGAAAAUCGAUAUGACACAAAGCAAUUUGGGCACAAACUUCCCAGAAGAAUUUGAAUUGGCAGCUGUCAGUCCUGACUCAUGUCAUGAACAAGGUGCCAAACUGAAAGCAACCAAAGUCGUCUUGGGCAAAUACGACGCAAUUAUUUUGAAAAGUGCCAUUUCUUCAUCUUAAAUCCAAAGCAUCGUAUCAACUCUCACUCAUGAUGGGUUUUCAAGGCGGUUGGAUUUUGCGAGCGCCAUCUCUGAGUCCCAAUACAAACGAAAGGGAAACUUUACACAUUUGGGUGUUCGUUUAUAUAUUUGUCAAACAUUGAUAUCUGUCAAAAGAAACAACGUAAACAACACGAAGUGAAUAUUUUUCUGGUGAACUAUCGGUAUUAUUGUAAUUAUUGCAAAUUAAAAAUUAAAAAUGUUGACAGCUCUUUUUUUUUCAAAAAACCGGAAAACCAAUACAUUAAUAUUGACUUCGUGUUGUUUACGUUGUUUCUUUUGACAGAUAUCAAUGUUUGACAAAUACAUAUUUUCUCCACGUAACCAUCUCUACAUGGUCUACAAGGCAAAGUUACCUCAUAAUACGAGAAUCAUAUAAUAUAAAAUAUUUGUGUGUUUU